AUGGGUUGGUUCGACGGCGAUUCCGAUCAGGCUCAGGCCCACGAGGAGUGGCAGAACAUCCCCCAGGGCGAGCACGAGGCUAAGUUCUCUCACGAGCUGCUUGCCGGUGCUGCCAGCUUCGCCGCUGCCCGCGCUUACGAGAACCACGUUGCUGAGAACGGCCAGCCCCCUAACCACGCUAUGGCCAAGGAGCUGUUGGCUGGCUUCGCCGGUGCUUUCAUCGACCGUGAGGUCGAGACUAAGGGACUGGACUUUGUUGACACCGAGCGGGCCAAGUACCAGGCUCGGCAGCACAUCGACCAAGUUGAGGAGGAGCAGUUCCAGUACUAG
Molecule: messenger RNA, 330 nt
Organism: Penicillium longicatenatum
Lineage: Eukaryota; Fungi; Ascomycota; Eurotiomycetes; Eurotiales; Aspergillaceae
Product: DUF3759 domain-containing protein
Exons: 3
Coding region: 1-330 (109 amino acids)
Source: RefSeq, a predicted model, not a curated record